CGGUGGCAAACAAGCAUACGGCCCGCCACCGAAGCCUAUGGACGCCUGCAACUCCAGAGGUGUUACAUGCGCGUUGCCGACCUUUUAAAAACCUGUACACUCCUUGUUUGGGGAACCCCAUAACCGGCCCCGAAUCCUGUUCAAGAAGCCAUGUGACGUGACGCUGGUGAAGUGCCGAUGGUGGUCGAAGGAGUUCAAGUGUUCGGAGAUGUUCCUCGAGGUGGUCACCGUCGUCGGCCACUGCUGUCAAUUUGACCUCACUCAUUUUAAACGUUUCGCCCCCCGGAACACAAAGUUUGUACCUGGCAACACAAUUUACCAGGGUCUCGAAGUCACUGUGAAUGGUGUUAAAGAAUAUGCAAAUGGAACUAAACGCGAUGGACCAGUAUUGAUGUACAUUUUCGACCCUAACAAUAAGGUCACCUCGAUAGACAGCCCCAUAUCUUUAGCGCCAUCCAGCUAUUUCGAAGUGGAAAUCGAGAUCUUUGCCAUCGAUUCCUCUCCAGAGGUCAAAGCCCUGCCUCUGAAGACCAGGAAAUGCUCCUUAAGUACAGACAGAGCCAUCGGAGCCAGUUUCUACCAAAAAUGCAUUUCAUCGCUGCUAGUGAGAAAAGUUGUGAAUUUGUGCAAAUGUCUCCCAUUUAUGUAUUCAGCUGCAGACUUGUCCGUAGAAGACUACCCGAACUGUACCUGGGAGAGAUAUCUAUGUAUAAUACCACAAAAGGAAGUCACUUUUGCGGACAUGCACUCUCUCAUUCGCAUGAACGACUGCUACCAGAGCUGUGACUACGUGGAGUACGACCCGAAAGUGGAGUUCGUACGAAAAUUGAAAAACGGCAAGAACAAAAACUACACCAAGCUAGCCGUCCACUACGCAUCUCGUACCUGCAUGAAGUACAGGAGACAGAUCAUCUACACCUGGGAUCAGAUGUUAGCUAACCUCGGUGGAAUCUUUGGUCUUUGUUUGGGCGGCUCGUUUAUCAGUCUCAUCGAAAUUGUAUGGUUCCUCAUAGACAUCCUCCUCACCACAAUCAACAGUUACAGACAGAAGAAAAAGACAGUUAUACGUGUUAACGAAAAAGAUAAGAAACACGGCAGAGACGAUAAUGGCUAUUACAAGUUUGCAAAUUAGAUUACUCGUUGGCGUGAAUGAAGAGAGAACGAUCGCUUCUCCAUAUAGUUCGUGAUAUCCACGAUGACGCGUAGAUUUGUCAAAUCUAACCUUUAAUCAUAUGUGAAUACGAGUCAAGGCAGGCGUCUUCGUAAAUGACACGAUUUAUAGAAACGUAGUCCCCAAAUGUCCUCCCUGGAUAUUAUGUGUGCAGCGUUAUUGCUACUGACUUUAUUGCUGUUGCAAGUGUCAUAAAACUGGGCGUCAAUAUUUAUUUUGACAUGUGUUGUGCAUCAAGACAUCUAU
Messenger RNA from Cydia pomonella (codling moth), 1417 nucleotides. RefSeq lists its product as uncharacterized. Gene Ontology annotation, cellular component: membrane. Bases 209 to 1132 code for a protein of 307 amino acids. The record is from RefSeq and is a predicted model, not a curated record. The transcript is spliced from 10 exons. Gene Ontology annotation, biological process: sodium ion transmembrane transport. NCBI's taxonomy places the organism in Eukaryota, Metazoa, Arthropoda, Insecta, Lepidoptera, Tortricidae. Gene Ontology annotation, molecular function: ligand-gated sodium channel activity.